Magnolia sinica is the source of this 5066-nucleotide messenger RNA. RefSeq names its product histone-lysine N-methyltransferase ATX4-like. Gene Ontology annotation, molecular function: protein binding. The transcript has 23 exons. Gene Ontology annotation, biological process: regulation of transcription by RNA polymerase II. The record is from RefSeq and is a predicted model, not a curated record. Bases 1565 to 4810 code for a protein of 1081 amino acids. NCBI's taxonomy places the organism in Eukaryota, Viridiplantae, Streptophyta, Magnoliopsida, Magnoliales, Magnoliaceae.
GAGCCCAAGGGCGGUGCUCGUGCUGGGUGCUCCAUAUCCCACAAUCGAUAUUCCGGUUCAAUCCUCACCGUACAUUUAGAAGAAAAUUCAAAGAAAAUCUACUAAAAAGAUUCAAAUAAGAGGAAACGAGGAAAGAUGUAUCAGUGACCCAUCUUUGAUGUCAGUGCAAAGAGAAAAGAGUGACGUCAUCCGGACCAUUGUGCAUCGAACCAGCCUCGCCAUGGUUGUGGGGUCAAGCGAAUCCGGACCGGCGAUCUUCUGGGUCGCUGUCCAUGACCCACCAAAUGGACGAUCACACGUGCAUGAUGAAUGGCCAGCAUCAAAUCAGGACCGGCUCCCCUGAAACCUCUUGUUCACCUGAAUCCCGCCCGCUAUCAUUGAAAGAGAGAAGGAAAGAGUACCAGUCCCCGCGCACGGAAGAAUCUGCUAAUUUGCGCCUCGAUCGUGUCCAAUUGAGCGUCGUAACCCACACCUUCCCAUUAGAAAUAGAAAAUCCAAACCAUCGAAUUACCAAAUCUUCCCUACCGAAAACCACACCGCCUUCCAAAAUCACCAAACACGUAAACGAUUACAACCUAACAUAGCACGCGCAAGUUAGAAUCAGGCACACAUACCAAACAAAAGUCAAAAAAAAAAAAAAAAACAAGAAAAAUAAAAAACUACGAGCAGCCUCCCAUUUCCUUGUUACGACCACUUUCAUCACACCAAAGCUCUACAAAAACCCAUUGAUACGUUAGAAAUAGAAAAUCGAAACCAUCGAAUUACCGAUUCUUCCCUUCCAAUUCUUAUCACCGAAAUCCGCAUCGCCCUUCCAAAUUCACCCAACAUGCGUAAACGAUUAGAGCCUAACAUAGCACGCGCAAGUUAGAAUCAGGCACACAUACCCCAAAAAAGUCGAAAAAAAAAAAAAAAAAACUACAAGUAGUCUCUUAUUUCCUUACUACUGCCACACUCAUCACACCAAAACUCUACAAAAACCCAAUAAGCCAUGGAGACGAAGUCUCAUUCCCAGCGACACGGCUCAAAAAGGGCCCUGCGCAUAGGAUUAGACGCUACCCAUCCAAUGCGCAAGUUAGCAUUAUUAAAUAUAAAAAAUAAUAAUUACGCCGGCCUUUCUCCAAUAAAUUCGGUGUAUAAUACCCAUUCCCACACGAACCCAAAAAUCUCCCUUUUCCGCCUUCUAACCUUCUUCGCUUCGGAUUGGGAUUUUUGGAACAGAAAAACCAAAGAAAACUCGAGAAAUGAAAACGAGAUAAUAUAUUUUAUUUCUUUACGCAUAUAUACACCGAAACUCCUGUAUAUCUUCGAUGCAGAGACAAAAGCAGCGGUUCCGACCCAUUCGCGAAAAUUCCCAAAUCUCAGAAUCCUUGAAAUUCGGCCGCUGCGAUUCCAAUCUGCGGCUGCCUGUGGCGAUUUCCACUUCUUCGCCAACGGAAUUCCGACGCGUUUCCUCUCCGGCAUUCGCCGGAAUUCCCGCCCGCUCGAUCUCUGCCAUCAGUACCGAAAUUUAGGGUUUUGAUUUGUCGAAAGGGGAAUUAGGGUUUCCUUUCGGGGGCUUUUCAGGAUGAUUAUAAAGCGAAGCCAGAAAUCGGAAAUGCCGACUAUGAAGCGGUGCAGAGUUGAGGAGUCGGACGAUGAAUCCCCGAAGAACCGGAAGAAACGGAAGAAGGGGAACGGAUUCUACCCGCUCGAUCUGCUCGGACGCUUGCCGUUCGCUUCCAGCGGGCUGCUCUGGCCCAGGUUCUGCCGAGACCAUGAGGAUUUCAGCAGCGCCAUCAUCGCUGCCGCAUCUUUGUGCACCGAGGUGUCGUACACCUCUGGUGAAGUGGAGGCGGAUUCAAAGGAGCGUGGGGAAGAGAGGAACGCCUGCGAGGCCCCGCGGCCUCCACUCGUGAAGACAUCGAGGGGGCGUGUCCAGGUACUCCCGUCCCGUUUCAAUGAUUCUGUGCUCAUUGAUCCCUGGAAAAAAGAUAAGACGAGGUCAAAAGAUCCUGACCCGCUGUUUGACUCCGAAAUUGAGGUGAAAGAAUGCAAAAAAGAUAAAUUUGGCUGCAAGAAGCCAAAAUCUGAUGUCCGGACUGUCAAAUAUCAGCUCAAGAAGGAGAAAUUCUAUGCAUUGCAUGAAGAAGAUGAAGAAUUGGGUUAUGUGGGGUUUAGAAGUCACUAUGAUGUCAAGAAGAAUUCGACUUCGCGUAGUACUCUUACAUCCAUUCACGAGCACUUGAUUGAAGUCGAGGCAAAAUCUCAGCCAUUGAUUGGAAUUGAGGAGUCACGGAAGAGUUUCAAUUUGGCACCAGAGGAAAGAUUGCCUAGGGAAGGCAUUGAGAGGAGAAAGGAUGUCUAUCUGCCAGAAGACUUCGCACUGGGUGACAUUGUGUGGGCGAAACCCGGGAAGAUGUACCCCGCGUGGCCUGCGGUCGUGAUAGAUCCGAUGUUGCAGGCUCCUGCGACAGUUCUGAAUUAUUGUGUUGCGGGAGCUGUUUGUGUCAUGUUCUUUGGGAAUGCCGGGAAUGAAAAUGAAAGGGACUAUGCAUGGGUGAGACGUGGUAUGAUCUUUCCAUUUAUAGAAUACCUAGAAAGGUUUCAGGGGCAGACCCAGUUGUACAAGAGCAAGCCUAGUGAUUUUCGGAUGGCUAUAGAGGAGGCAUUCUUAGCAGAGCAUGGUUUUCCGCUGACACCGAUGGUCGAGGAGAUGAAUGCAUCAGAGCAGCAGGCUUAUCAUCAGCCUGCCCUUAGAGGGGUACAAGAGGCCACAGAUUCAAACCAGGAUCAGGAGUGUAUUUCUCAGAAUCAGGCUGUACUUAAAAAAAACAAAUUGGAUCAAUGUUGUGAAGGCUGCGGCCUGAGGUUUCCAAAGAAAACAAAGGGUUCUGUGCCUGAAGGCCAGUUACUGUGUAAACAUUGUACCAGGUUAUUGAAAUCAAAGCAAUAUUGCGGCAUAUGCAAGAAGAUUUGGCAUCAUUCUGAUGGUGGGAGUUGGGUACGUUGUGAUUCAUGUAAAGUUUGGGUUCAUGCGGAGUGUGACAAGAUUUGCAGCAAAGUUUUCAAGGAUUUGGUGGACACUGAUUACUUCUGCCCUGAUUGUAAGGCAAAGUUCAAUUUUGGAUUGUCAGAUAGUGAAAAAUGGCAUCCGCAAAUUCGAUCUAAUAAGAGCAAAGGACUAUUUGUGAUGCCGAACAAGAUAGCCAUUGUAUGUUCUGGUGUGGAAGGGAUAUACUUCCCGAGUCUCCAUUCAGUUGUAUGUGGGUGUGGCUCGUGUGGAUCCGAGAAGAGGACGCUUAGUGAAUGGGAGCGGCACACAGGUUCCAAAAAGAAAAAUUGGAAGUCUAGUGUCAAAGUGAAAAGUUCAAUGCUGCCACUGGAAGAAUGGAUGCUGCAGAUUUCAGAAUACCAUAAAAACGGUCUUGUUGCUGUAAAUCCUCCAAAGCGCCCUUCUUUAAAGAUACGGAAGCAGAAGUUGCUUGCUUUCUUGCGAGAGAAGUAUGAUCCAGUGUAUGCUAAGUGGACAACAGAACGCUGUGCAGUAUGCAGAUGGGUUGAGGAUUGGGAUUACAAUAAAAUUAUCAUCUGCAACCGAUGUCAAAUAGCUGUCCACCAGGAAUGCUAUGGAGCAAGAAACAUUCCAGAUAUCACUUCUUGGGUUUGCAGGGCGUGUGAAACACCUGAUGUCAAGCGGGAGUGUUGCCUUUGUCCUGUCAAAGGAGGUGCUCUGAAGCGAACAGAUGUGGAGACCUUGUGGGUUCAUGUUACUUGUGCUUGGUUUCAACCUGAAGUUUCUUUCUCAAGUGAUGAAAAGAUGGAGCCUGCAGUCGGCAUCUUGAGAAUUCCAUCGAACUCUUUUGUAAAGGUUUGCGUGAUUUGUAAGCAGAUGCACGGUUCAUGCACGCAAUGUUGCAAGUGUUCCACCUAUUAUCAUGCAAUGUGUGCAUCAAGGGCAGGGUACCGCAUGGAGUUGCACUGCUCGGUGAAAAACGGGAAACAGAUCACGAAAAUGGUCUCAUUUUGCUCUUUCCACAAGGCUCCAAACCCGGAUACUGUUUUAAUCAUACAUUCCCCUCAAGGCAUUUUCUCUGCCAAAAGUUUGCUCCAAAGUAAGAAGAGGACUGGUUCAAGGCUAAUCUCAACUGUUAGAGCAGAGGUCCAACAGGAUUCAACUCCUGAAGUUCAGCAGUUUGAGUCAUCUGCUGCAAGGUGCCGGAUCUAUAAAAAACUUGGAAAUAAGAGAACAAGAGAAGAAGCAAUUUCCCACAGAGUAGCAGGGCCUUGCCAUCAUUCUUUAGAUGCAAUCGAAAAGUUGAAUUCAUUUAGGGAAGAGAAGGAUCCUCUAUCUUUUUCUACAUUCAGGGAGCGCCUUCACUUUUUACAGAAAACGGAACAGAAGCGGGUUUGCGUUGGCAGAUCUGGAAUACAUGGAUGGGGGCUCUUUGCACGUAGGACUAUUCAAGAAGGAGACAUGGUUCUUGAAUAUCGUGGUGAACAGGUUAGGCGCAGUGUUGCUGAUCUAAGAGAAGCACGUUACCGGUUGGAAGGCAAAGACUGCUAUCUGUUUAAGAUCAGUGAAGAAGUGGUUGUCGAUGCUACAGAUAAAGGGAAUAUCGCACGCUUAAUCAACCAUUCUUGCAUGCCCAACUGCUAUGCAAGGAUCAUGAGUGUGGGUCCUGAUGAGAGCCGGAUCGUACUUAUUGCCAAGAUGAAUGUUGCUGCUGGUGACGAGUUAACAUACGACUACUUGUUUGAUCCCGACGAAGGCGAUGACCACAAAGUCCCCUGCCUCUGUAAAUCCCCUAAUUGCCGGAAAUUCAUGAACUAGGACCCACAGAUCACACCAUUAUUUCGCUCUAACAUGGAGACAUUCUCCCAUCCCCGUGAGAUUUGCUCUUCUUCUUCUUCUUCUUCUUUUUUUCACUGAGUUUUGUAAUUUUGCUUUUUCCAUUUGUUUUUCCAUAAUUCUUCAAGCUAAAUAAAAGCUCAAGAUCACAGGUGGCCCAGCUGGCGGCAAUGAUGUAAAUUGUAUAUGUUGGUACACUGCUUCUAAUUUAAUUCAAAGCCAUCUUUCAUACCAACAA